Molecule: messenger RNA, 2352 nt
Organism: Dreissena polymorpha
Lineage: Eukaryota; Metazoa; Mollusca; Bivalvia; Myida; Dreissenidae
Product: radial spoke head protein 4 homolog A-like
Exons: 9
Coding region: 230-1792 (520 amino acids)
Biological process (GO): cilium movement involved in cell motility; axoneme assembly; cilium assembly
Cellular component (GO): radial spoke; axoneme
Source: RefSeq, a predicted model, not a curated record
UCACCAACGACCGCCAUGUUUACCGUAGCAACCUCGCAUGUGUAGGUUAGAAACGAAGCCAAAACAUCUCGAGCGUUUGGAAAAAGAAAAUCUGCUUUUCCGCGAAAUAGUUUUCUUUUAGCAAGUGCUUCGUAACAAAUGGAAGUGUAAACAUAACCGUAGAUAUUAGUAACGACGCUUGACAAAACAAUUUAGCUAUUUUUAUUGGAACAAGUGCAGAAAAAUAAACAUGGAAACACCAAGCAUAAAUCCAAAGGAAAACGAAUUCCUCAAUGCUAAAUCUUAUCUUCUUCAAACAAGCACAGAAUCUGGAUACAAUUUGUAUGAUCAUCUGAGCACAUGCCUCACAAAAAUAUUAGAUGAACGACCAGAAAAUGUUUAUGACAUCUUUGAAGAUAUAAGCAAAGACACAAAACGCUCAAAAUUCACAUCCAAUGUUGAUACAGUGCAAGACAAAAUUGACCAAUCCACAGAAGUUGCACUUGCACAAGUUCAAAGAAAAUUAUUUACAAAGGGUGAAGGUGAAGAUGCGGAACAAGAACCGGAAGACGAUGCUGAAACACCACUGCCAAAUCUCAUGGAGCUGUGCUUCUACUUUGAGCAAGCUGGAGUGGGUCUUAACCGAGAGGAGGUGAUCCGUGUGUGGAUGGCGCUGAAGCAUCUCGUGGACAAGCAUACUCUGCAGCACGUACGCUUCUGGGGCAAGGUGUUUGGCACCGAGCAGAACUACUAUGUGGCCGAGGUGGAGUACAGGGACGAUGCGGAGGAUCAGGAAGAGGAGGAAGAAGAGGCAGAGAAUGAGGCUGAUGAGGAGCAGACAGAGAAGGAGGAUGGGGAGGAGGGUGAUGAGGAGGCGGAGGAGGAUGAUGUCCCUAAGCCAGACUUCAAACCGCCCCCUGUCGUUCAGCCCGAGGUCAAGGCCGGACCCAACAAGAAAACAUACUUCAUUUGUAAUGAUCCUGGCAAACCAUGGAUCAAGCUGCCUGCAGUAACCCCUGCUCAGAUCACUGCUGCCAGAAGCAUCAAGAAGUUCUUAACAGGAAGACUGGAUGCUCCAGUUGUGAGUUAUCCCCCUUUCCCAGGCAAUGAGUCCAACUACCUGCGUGCCCAGAUCGCCCGCAUCUCUGCAGGCACCCACAUCUCACCCCUGGGCUUUUACCAGUUUGAUGAGGAGGAGGAGGAAGAGGAGGAGGGAGAGGGCCGUGACAAUUUUGUGGAGAACCUCGAUUUUGAAGGCAUACCAGUGAAGGAGUUGACAGACCUGGCCAACUGGGUACACCAUGUGAUGCACAUUCUGCCACAGGGUCGUUGUGUCUGGUGGAACCCAGUGCAGAAGAAUGAAGAUGAAUUUGAGGAUGAGGAGGAGGAGGAAGAGAGGGAGGAGCCAGAUGAGCCCGAGCCAGAGCAAGGCCCGCCCCUUCUCACUCCCCUUUCAGAGGAUGUUGAGAUUGGCAGCAUGCAAGCCUGGACAAUGAAACUCUCAUCCAAUCUCAUUCCUCAGUUUGCCAUCGCAUGCGUUCACUCCAACCUCUGGCCCGGAGCCCAUGCAUUUGCCACUGGAAAGAAAUUCGAGAACGUGUACAUCGGCUAUGGUCACAAGUACUCGCAGGACAACUACAGCCCACCAGCAGUGCCCGCAAUCAUGGAGGAGUUCCCCAGCGGACCGGAGAUCACCGAGGCAGAGGACCCGACACCCGAGGAGGAGGCAGCCCUCAGAGCGGCGCGACAGGAGGCGCUGGAAGCUGCCGAAGACAUGGAGGAGGCUGAGGAGGAGCAUAGCGAUGAGGAUUAGGAUGUGGGAAAGAUGGAUUAGUAGGAUUUAGAUGAUCUGCCCUUUUUGAGACAAUUGACACGCCUUUUCCUUGUCAUUCUCUUUGUCAUGCAUCUGCAUUUUAUUGGAGUAUUUAUAUUUUGUAAAUUGUUUAUUUGUUCGAGAAAACAAAAUCUGUGAAUUGUCUGAGAGAAAGUGAACAGUAAAAAGUAAGUUUUUUUAUCUUGUCUAGUUUCCUACUUAAGUUAAAAAGAUUGUAUUUGUUUUUUGUGAAGUAUAUUGAACAGAAGAGAUUUAAAAUGGAAUUGUGCAAAAAUGUGUGUUUUUGUUAUUUCAUGGAACUUUAUUAGAAUCUUAAAAAAAAUCAUUAAGCAUUUUUUAUCUGGAAAGCAUAUUCCUGCAUAUGAUAUGUCAUGUGCUAUUUGCAAUGUUGUUUUGAGAUUUUGUUUGUGAUAGUGUCUGCAUUCAUGAUCUUUUCAUAAGAAUAUAUAUGAAUGUUCUUUUAAUUAAAGAAAAGCAUUAAAAUAUCAACUAGUGUAUUACUAUUUUAUAUUUAAAUUAAAUAUUAAAAGAAAAAAAGA